This is a messenger RNA of Cyphomyrmex costatus, 5076 nucleotides long. RefSeq names its product adenylate cyclase type 10. Gene Ontology annotation, cellular component: cytoplasm. The record is from RefSeq and is a predicted model, not a curated record. Lineage: Eukaryota; Metazoa; Arthropoda; Insecta; Hymenoptera; Formicidae. The transcript has 30 exons. The coding region runs from base 1 to 5076 and encodes 1691 amino acids. Gene Ontology annotation, biological process: intracellular signal transduction; cyclic nucleotide biosynthetic process. Gene Ontology annotation, molecular function: adenylate cyclase activity.
AUGUCAAUGAGCACAAAUGCUUUAGUGACAGAAAUCUAUCAUUCAAAUCGAUUGUCGCGAGCUCGAUUGGAGCAACAUACCAAAAUAUUCGCGUCUAUGUGUCCCGAUGAAAUCCUCGAUUAUUAUGAUGAUUACGAGACCAGAGAAUAUGACACAACGUUGAUGCUCGGCGAUGUUUCAGGUUUCACAGACCUCACAGAAAAAUACACGAAGACCGGUGUUGGUGGUCCGUCUAAGUUAUCGGAAACUUUGAACAGCUAUAUCGGCGCAAUGGUACAGGAAAUCCUUUCUCAUAAUGGGGACGUCGUGAAAUUUUCUGGCGAUGCAUUUAUAGUAAUGUGGAAGCUCCAAGAAGGGAUGCUUAUGCGCGAUAUCGCGACGGAGGCGAUGCAAACUGCAUGCAUCAUACAAAAGCAUUUUGGAACCUAUAACACUGACGUUGGUGUAACGCUCAGAGUAAAACUUGCUAUUGCUUCCGGGAUAACGUACUUCACGUCUAUUGGCGAUCCAGAAACAAUGUCUUAUUAUGUCAUUACUGGAAAACCUGUUUGGGAUGUAAAGUUCGCCGAAGGAUUAUGCAGAGGUGGUGAUAUUCUUGUGGCACCCAGUAGCUGGCAAUGGGCAAAUCCUAGCGAAUAUGUUUAUGAAAAGUUACCGGACGGUAUACAUACUUUAAUCAUAGCUUGCUCAGUAAUGUGGUAUCAGUCUAGACCUCACGAUGUUCACAACGUAAUAAAACGCAUGCAAGUGAUAGAUGACAGGCAUACCGAACAUGAUAGAAAUUUCCUUGAGUUAUCGCGUGAUGCAAAAGCGACAAAUAGUGCAACCUUAACGAACUGGACCGGUAAUACUCAAACAGAACAUUUCGAGGAAGUUGAUUAUAGCUUGAGACCCAAAGUUAUAAAGGCAGCUAAAGAGGGAUUGAAAGAUUCAUUGAGAAGCUACAUGCUUAGACCAGUAAUACGAUCAGUAGAGAUGGAUGAUCCGUUAGAACAUCUUACAGAGAUGAGACAAGUGGUCAUACUCUUCAUCAACAUCGUCACAACGGUCAUGGAUAACGAAGAAUUGAUCUCGCUUGUUAGCGCGGCUUAUAAAUUAGUCUGCGGGGUAGUGUGUGAGAUGCACGGAUGCGUGAACAAGACAUCCCUUUUCGACAAAGACCUUAUAUUUCUUUGCAUAUUUGGACUGCGGGGCGACAAACACGUGAUGGAAUCACAGAUCGGAUUGAGAUGCGCUAGUAGGGUACGACAGGAUCUUCUAGCGAUAAAAAAUGUACAAUCCGUGACAAUCGCUGUUACCACCGGAAUGACAUAUUGCGGUGUGGUCGGUCAUAUUUUACGGAGGGAGUACACUGUAAUCGGAAUGUCAGUCAACAAAGCAGCCCGUUUAAUGGUUGCAUACAAUAACAAAGUAAUAUGCGAUAGAGAGAGUUUCUUACGUUCUCGUCUUGAAGCGAGACACUUUACGUUACAAGAACCAAGACAUCUGAAAGGAAUCACAAACGUUGGUCCAGUUUAUGAAUUUCAAGAACAGAUAAAGUUUCCUACGCCUGAAUUAAUACGGAAAAAAUAUCCUUUGCUUGGACGACAAGAGGAAAUCAAAAGUUUUCGACAAAUACUAUCAAAUUUGAUGUCACAUUUUUCUACGGAUGUAACAACGCAGCAUUCGCAGCCCGAUCACAAUAUGCUGAUAAUAAAAGGCGAACCGAGAAUCGGCAAGACGAGAUUGUUGGACGAAAUUGCGCAGAAUAUACCUACAAAUGUGUCACGCAACUAUAUCUCCUUGGUCAUGAGCGAUGCUAAGAUUAAGAGUCAGAACAGAGUUAAAAAAUCAGUGGUUUUUUUUUUAACGCAGACUUCUUACAGUUUGAUCCACCUGAUAUUUUCCAUACCGUUGGGCUUCAGUGUCGUCACCACCCCGAGGGAGCGCGAAGAAAUACUAAAGUCACGACUAGGCUGUGUACGCAAACCAGAAUUUCUCUGUGCCCUUAAUCAGCCCUUCAACGUGCAUUUCAUGAUAAAUCCACACUACACAGCAUUAUCCAGGAAGCGAAAGCAUAAUGUGUUGUGCAAGUUUCUACUCAAAUUAAUGAGAAACUGCUUCAGGGAACUAUGGGUGAUAAUUAUCGAUGACGCUCAGCACAGUGACAACGAUUCUAUGAAAUUGUUUCGUACGGUGAUUAAGCAAACCACAGUCUUCUUCAUCCUCAGCUUUGGACGUAUGUUUAACGGCGAGUACGAAAUACAUCCCGAUAUUUUGGACACAGCACGAAUCAUCGAAUUGGGUCACAUAGACAAAUGGUAUCACGCGGCACUUGCAUGUCAGUUUCUUGAUGCAAGCGGAAUUCCUCCGGAACUCGAGAGACUGAUUCAGGAAAAAAGUUUUGGAAAUCCAGGUUGGAUAGAAAGUUAUUUACUGAGUCUCACGCAAUCUGGUAGUCUUGUAACAGUACAUAUCAGCAAAAUUAUUGCCGAAGAAAUGGGUUACGUGCUUCCUCCCAUUUAUAUGCUAAAAAGAUUUGACUCAGAGGAUAUCUUUUUAAAUAACGAAGAAGAACGUUCAGAUAAGUGGAAAAUGUACAGGACAAGUUAUCGAAACGGUUCAGUUAUACCUUUGAUAAGGUUGCAAACUAUCCAUAAAACGGGAAUGCCAAUUUGGAAUGAUGAAGAAACAAUUGCAGUUUGCAAAUUUACAGAAGGUUUUGUACCAGAAGAGGGAGAUGCUGAAGUGACGAUGGAUGCUAUGAUUUUGAAAAUUUUUGACUCGUUAACACCAUUGGAUCAAAUACUAUUAAAAUGCGCGUCAGUGUUGGGAGAAAUUAUCAAUCGAAGCAUGUUGCAAUACCUAAUGGAAGAUAAAUCUACAAGGGAAAUUGGACUCGCUAUCAAAAAAUUAUUUGAGAUUCGAAUCUUUGGAUGUGCACGAGGCGAUUUUACUACGAGCGGUAGACCGCUGGUAUUCAAUAGAAAUAUAAGGGAAUCUAUUCUUGAGAUAGAAAUUGCGUGCGAAUGUGUGGAUCUUAUGAUACCAGAAGAACUAAUCGAUCUACCGCGGUACGCGUCUUGCGGUCUGAUGUAUUUCAAAAUGUCGAUGUUUCGCGAAACUACUUACAGAUCACUCACGGAAAAUCAAAAAAUGGAAUUACAUAGUAAGGCGUUGAAAUAUCUUCGGCAACAUACUAAACGGUGUAUGGCUUGUGGUGAAAUACAAUUUAUAAAAUUACUAGGGAAAACAGCCGUGCAGGAAAUUAAAAGAACAAAACUAACUGUCGACAUUAAUGAGAUACAUCAACUUGAAGAAGUAACUUAUACUUUCAAAGAAGAGACAGAAAAAGAAAAGACACCAAUUUAUCUUAAUAUCUUUCAAAAAGUAAGAAAACCUACCAAGACCUUCUCUAACGUUGACUUUGCCAAUUGUCAAUGCCAUCUUAUCUUAAUGACUGUCUAUGCUCAGAUAUUAGAACAUUGUCAAGGAAUCGGAAAACAAGACGUGAUCUUGACGGCAAUUUUGGAAUUUACGGAGAUUUGUUUAGCAAGUAACAAUGUACCUCAAGCUCGCAGACUUCUGAGUGAUGCUGAAACUCUGGUUCAACAAAUGGUCGAGUCCAGUGAAGAGAAAUCAAUCUUCUUGUUUUAUCUCACCGCAAAAAUUCAGACGUUUCAAGGUAAAUGUCAUUUGGAAAGCGGUUUAAUUUCCGAAGCAAGCAAGAAGCUAAACGAGGCAAUGAGCAGUCUGGGCUAUCAUUUUCCUCAACGUAAAUUCAUAAUUAACUUGAAGUCUACGAUUCAACUCGAACUGUUAAGAUGGAGAUUGAUCUGUCCUAAGCGUUGGAAUAUUGACACCGCCGAUGAACUUUCUAUAAAUUAUAUCGAACAAUUGGCUAAUUGUUUGGCACUGAUGUUUCUUGUUUUCAAAGGAACAAAACGUAUGAAAAAACAUGCACGGCUAGCGGCUAUCUGGAGCUUAAAUGCUGCCCUGGAUGCGUCGAAUGAUUUUCUCACGCUCUGUACUUCAUUUACGAAUAUGAUGACUACUGCCCACGUCUACCAAACCAAGUUAAUUGUUCCUUAUUUGGAAAAAGAGGCUCUCAGUAUCUGUGCAAAAAAAGGAGAUUUACUUGAGUUUCAAGAGCUUCAAGUCAUUGCUGAACUUUAUGCAGGAAUAUUUUUUUCGCGAUGGUUGAGAGGAGAAAUCAGCAAAGCGAUCAGAAUCGGCUUUAUCACGAUGAGGAUGGCACAAACUAUGGACUCUGUGUUCCUCAAAUUACUCGUACUACCAAGAUUGAUACACUUGCUCAUGAUUUCAUGUCGUCAUUCGGAAGUCGUGACUUUGCUAAGAGAGUUAGAAUUCGUAUCGCAAAAUGAUUUGGACAAAUCAGGUCGGACUUGGUAUUACGCUAUGUGCGCUGAUGUGCAACUCGAUACUGGUCUCACAGUCUUGUCGUUUCAAAAUUGCGAUGAAUAUUACAUUCAAGAAGGAGAGACCAUAAUCAGCCUCCACGAUCCCGAAGCGGAAAGGAGAUAUUUCACGUCUAUGUGGUUAUGGUGUAUCAGAACACAGCAGUGGGAAGCUAUAAAAGUUUGGACCAGCAGGAACGUAACAGCCGAAAGUGUGGUGGAUGAGCACAAGGUGGCCGCGACAAUUACUGCAUUGAAGAAACUCGAGGGACUGUUAAUUUUAUACGUAAGAGAAAUUACUAACAGAAAUAUAAAUGCAUUGCAAACGUUAACGGAAAUCAAGCAUGAAUUUAGACAUGUCAAAAGUAUGAUAAAAAUCGUAAAAAUUGCAGUUCCUAGAUACAUGUUGAUGAAAGCUUACUAUUAUAUGAUACAAUUGCAAAAAAGCGCUGCAAUAAAAAUGCUACAAAAAACGAAAAGGUUAUGUAUAAAGGUAGACAACAGAAUGAUUUAUGCAUGGGCAAAUCAUUGUCAGCGGGAUUGGCUAGGUGCUAUAUCUUUUAUACAUAAGGAUUUGUGGACAGAAAAAACCAGGAAGCUUGAGAGAUGGGAUGAAGUAAAUGCCAAUGAUUCAAAGAUGAUUCCUUAUACAUUUCCAUUACCAAAAUAUGUAUUGUGA